Molecule: messenger RNA, 7047 nt
Organism: Coregonus sp. 'balchen'
Lineage: Eukaryota; Metazoa; Chordata; Actinopteri; Salmoniformes; Salmonidae
Source: the annotation of a GenBank genome assembly
AUGUCCUUCAGAGUCAUCAGGGGAAAGUGAGUACUGGAGGACUACCUACCAUUGUACUAUUGGAUCUGUACUGAUCCUAGAGGUGGAGUUAUGUCCCCCCCCUUAUAGGUUGCUUAUUAUGGCUUGUCAGUACCCCACAAUGUAUCUUUAAUUGUAGUUGCCAUAGGAGGCAGAGAACAUGUGUCUGUGAUGCUGAUUUAUUUCUUACUCACACUUACUGCUCUUCCUGACCCUUUCCAGCUGGCUGCUCUUUGAUGAGGAUGGUUACUGUGGAAACCAGUACGUCCUGGGAGAGGGUCUUUAUCCCGACCUCAUUUCCUGUGGCUGUGUGGCCACUUCUGUCAAAUCACUGAGACCCAUUCCCUAUGUGAGUGUACCUGGCAUAACCUCAGCCCAUUUACAGAUAUCUUUAGGUAGCACAACAAGCUAGAUGAGAUACGUGAGCACACAUGGAGUUUAACCGUAUUAUAUGCCAUGAUAAAUAGAUUAAGGUAGUUUCCACCAUUGCAGUGACACAAACGACAACCUAUUCCCCAUAAUGCACUACCUUUGACCAGAGACAAGUCUUAGUAUGACUGGCCAAAAGUUGUGGACUGCUUUACGAAUAUAAGGGGGUUUUGUAUUGUGUCCUAAUAUAGUUCAAUACAGUCACUUUGAAAAAGGAUAUAACAUGCAUACAGUAAAUCCAAUGGCGUUCUCAUCUGAGAUGGCUGCCCUCCCUUCCUGUUGUGUCUGUAGAGUUUCUCCGACCCAUCCAUCAGCCUGUUCUCCCUGGAUUCCUUUGAGGGCCUGAAGAUGGUUGCCGUAACACCCACAGAGCACAUCAAGGACUUCUUCACUCAGUCUCUGCGGGUUGACAGUGGACUGUGAGUAGAGAGAGAGCCUGUCAUCUCAUAUGUCACUAAACAGCUAACAUUAUUGCCAGACACUAUACAGUACAUAGAGAAGGAACACAGUUUCUUUGGCCUCAGACCUGUGUCAUGUUCAGUAAGAAAACAAGUGAAACAGGGAGGUACUACCCUAACUUGUUUCAAGACGUUUCUCUACAUUGUGCACUAAUGAAUAUGUGUGUCUUUGGCAGGUGGGUGGUGUAUGAAUACAGUAACUAUAAGGGCCGUCAGAUGCUCCUGCAGCCAGGGGAGCUUCCUGUGUGGGGAGAGCACAGUGGCUGGGACACCAUUGGCUCCUUACGGCCCCUCAAACAGGUACAAUACACACAAAACUGACAUUUGAGUCGCUCUCAUCAAAGUGUCCUUUGUUACUGCAUAAGAUUCCACUGACUAGUUUAAGCCGGGUGUACACUACUCGAUUUUGGCCCUGAUUUAGCUGUCCCACACAAGCUUUUGAGAUCGGAAACAAAAUCCCCAUGUCGUUGCCUACUGGGGGCGCGGGGCCGUCGCCGACGCUCAUUUAAUGUGAGCGGGUCAAAGACGCAAUCUGAGGGCUAUCGAUCUCGUCUUUGAGCAGUCACAGACGCCCCGAUAUUUUCAAACAUGUUUGAUUUUAUCGGCACAAAUUCUGCAGUGCUCUUGCAGUGUGAGAUGUGCAACGACAAGUUUUGAGAACGGUGAUGAGCAAUAGCCAAUAAGAGCUUGCCAGAGAAGAAGCCAAUGAGAUGAUGACGUUGUUUCGCAUCACCCAGAAUGUGUAGACUCUCCAGCAGGAGCGAUGACUACUACUAGUAUGCGUUUGUACUUGCCUUUAACCAAAGCCAAAGUGUCAAAUCGUUACAACUCUGAAGUUCACAAGCAAUGUUAUUCAAUUCAAAAUGUCGGCUAGAUAUUUCAACUCCGAAUGGCAAGCGUGACUAUCUGACUGAACGUUUAUGAGGCUGCUUUGAGCCACAGCUCGUAGCUACGUUAAAUCUAAUCACAUCAUUGUUUUCGCGAGACAGCGUGGUAUCGAGAAUCCUCACGACCAAGUGAAGAAUCUUGUAGUGUCUGACCCUGUCUGUGCCACAUAGUUUAGUGUGCACACCACUACAUUGGCAACACAAAAUAAACUACAGGAAAGACGGUCAUUUCAUGCGAGAGGCUCAGCAAUGUUAGGAUUUUUAUAGUCGUGUAGUGUCCACCCGGCUUUACCUGUAUGUUCACAUUCCAUUGGGGGGUUGUGCAUGUGUGUGGUGAUGUUGUAGUGUAACUGUGUUAGGGGGUUGUGUGACUGACACAGUAUUAUUAUUUUAGCUGUGUAUGUGCAUGCAUGCGUGUGUGCAUGUUUUUAGAAGAGAGAGAGAGUGUUGUACUCUUCUGCAUAUGGGGUUGUUGUUGAGUUCUAGCAUGCAGUCAACACACAGAAGCUCCAUGCUUGGGACUUUGAGCCUGAAGCCUGCUGGGUACUGAUAAAACCCACUUCCCAGAAAGUUAUUUAUACCCUGUGAGAGACAGACAAGGCUUAGCACUGACGUGUGUGUGUGUGUGUGUGUGUGUGUGUGGCGGAGCACUACUCUCACACUGUUUGUUGACAAGACAGACAGGGUGUGAAAGGGGUCGUGGUGAAUUAUACCUGUCACUCAAGCUGAUUUGACUGAAGCCAUAUGCAGCUAUAUAAGUUAUUCCACUUACACAUAUUCCAUGAUGUGGCAUGGGUCACGUUUCCCAUUUACCUCUGAGUGCAGCACUCUCGUCUGUGCAGUGUAACAUGAUACUAAUGUUACAGUUUCAAAAUACCCCGGUAUACAGUAUAACCAGUAUACAGCCCAAGCCUAGUGCUAUUUUACUGAUGAUUCAGUACUACAGUGCCUACAGAACGUAUUCAUAUCCCUUGACUUAUUGCACAUUUUGUUGUUACAGCCUGAAUUCACAAUGGAUUGAAUCAAUUUGUUUGUCUCCCAUCUACACACAAUACCCCAUAAUGACAAAGUGAAAACAUGUUUUUAAAUGUUUUAGCUAAUUUAUUGAAAAUGAAAUACAGAAAUAUCUCAUUUACAUACAGUACCAGUCAAAAGUUUGGACACACCUACUCAUUCAAGGGUUUCUUUAUUUUUACUAUUUUCUACAUUGUAGAAUAAUAGUGAAGUCAUCAAAACUAUGAAAUAACACGUAGUAACCAAAAAAGUGUUAAACAAAUCAAAAUAUAUUUGAGAUUUGAGAUUUUUCAAAUAGCCACCCUUUGCCUUGAUGACAGCUUUGCACACUCUUGGCAUUCUCUCAACCAGCUUCACCUGGAAUGCUUUUCCAACAGUCUUGAAGGAGUUCCCACAUAUGCUGAGCACUUGUUGGCUGCUUUUCCUUCACUCUGCAGUCAGACUCAUCCCAAACCAUUUCAAUUUGGUUGAGGUCGGGGGAUUGUGGAGGCCAGGUCAUCUGAUUCAGCACUCCAUCACUAUUUUUCUUGGUCAAAUAGCCCUUACACAGCCUGGAGGUGUGUUGGGUCAUUGUCCUGUUGAAAAACAAAUAAUAGUCCCACUAAGCCCAAACCAGAUGGGAUGGCGUAUCGCUGUAGAAUGCUGUGGUAGCCAUACUGGUUAAGUGUGCCUUGAAUUCAAAAUAAAUCACAGACAGUGUCACCAGCAAAGCAUCCCCAAACCAUAACACCUCCUCCUCCAUGCUUUACGGUGGGAAAUACACAUGCGGAGAUCAUCCGUUCACCCACUCCGCGUCUCACAAAGACACAGCGGUUGGAACCAAAAAUCUCCAAUUUGGACUCCAGACCAAAGGACAAAUUUCCCCCGGCCUAAUGUCCAUUGCUCGUGUUUCUUGGCCCAAGCAAGUUUCUUCUUCUUAUUGCUGUCCUUUAGUAGUGGUUUCUUUGCAGCAAUUUGAUCAUGAAGGCCUGAUUCACACAGUCUCCUCUGAACAGUUGAUGUUGAGAUGUGUCCGUUACUUGAGCUCUGUGAAGCAUUUAUUUGGGCUGCAAUUUCUGAGGCUGGUAACUAAUUAACUUAUCCUCUGCAGCAGAGGUAACUCUGGGUCUUCCAUUCCUGUGGUGGUCCUCAUGAGAGCCAGUUUCAUCAUAGCGCUUGAUGGUUUUUGCGACUGCACUUGAAGAAACUUUCAAAGAACUUGAAAUGUUCCGUAUUGACUGAUCUUCAUGUCUUAAAGUAAUGAUGGACUGUCGUUUCUCCUUGCUUAUUUGAGCUGUUCUUGUCAUAAUAUGGACUUGGUCUUUUACCAAAUAGAGCUAUCUUCUGUAUACCCCCCUACCUUGUCACAACAUAACUGAUUGGCUCAAAAGCAUUAAGAAGUUGCAUUUGCCUGGGCGGCAGGUAGCUUAGUGGUUAAGAGCAUAGUGCCAGUAACCGAAAGGUCGCUGGUUCUAAUCCCCGAGCCAACUAGGUGAAAAAUCUGUCGAUGUGCCCUUGAGCAAGGCACUUAACCCUAAUUGUUCCUGUAAGUCGCUCUGGAUAAGAGCGUCUGUUAAAUGACUAAAAUGUAAAUGUAAGAAGUUCCAGAAAUUAACUUUUAAGAAGGCACACCUGUUAAUUGAAAUGCAUUCCAGGUGACUACCUCAUGAAGCUGGUUGAGAGAAUGCCAAGAGUGUGCAAAGCUGUCAUCAAGGCAAAGGGUGGCUAUUUGAAGAAUCUCAAAUAUAAAAUAUAUUUUGAUUUGUUUAGCGCUUUUUUUGGUUACUACAUGAUUCCAUAUGUGUUAUUUCAUAGUUUUGAUGUCUUCACUAUUAUUCUACAAUGUAGAAAAUAGUACAAAUAAAGAAAAACCCUGGAAUGAGUAGGUGUCCAAACUUUUGACUGGUUGUGAAAGUAUUCACACCUCCUGAGUGAGUUAUAAUCACCUUUGGCAGCAAUUACAGCUGUGAGUCUUUCUGGGUAAGUCUCUAAGAGCUUUGCACACCUGGAUUGUACAAUAUCUGCACAUUAUUCCUUUUAAAUUCUUCAAGAUCUGUCAAGUUGGUUGUUGAUCAUUGCUAGACAGCCAUUUUCAAGUCUUGCCAUAGAUUUUCAAGCCAAUUUAAGUCAAAACUAUAACUAUGCCACUCAGGAACAUUCAAUGUCAUCUUGGUAAGCAACUCCAGUGUAUUAAAAUAAACUGAAUGGAGCUAAGCACAUGUCUUGUGUUUUAGGUUAUUGUUCUGCUGAAAGGUGAAUUCAUCUCCCAGUGUCUGGUGGAAAGCAGACUGAACCAGGUUUUCCUCUAGGAUUUUGCCUGUGCUUAGCUCCAUUUCCUUUCUUUUUUGUCCUGAAAAACUCCCCAGUCCUUAACAAUUACAAGCAUACUCAUAACAUGAUACAGCCACAACUAUGCUUGAGAAUAUGGAGAGUGGUGCUCAGUAAUAUGUUGUAUUUGGUUUGCCCCAAACAUAACACUUUGUAUUCAGGGAAAGUUAAUUGCUUUGCCACAUUUUUUGCAGCAUUACUUUUGUGCUUUGUUGCAAACAGGAUGCAUGUUUUGAAAUAUUUUUAUUCUGUACAGGCUUCAUUCUUUUCACUCUGUCAAUUACGUUAGUAACUACAAUGUUGUUGAUCCAUCUUCAUCUCCUAUCACAGCCAUUAAACUCUGUAACUGUUUAAAAGUCACCAUUGGCCUCAUGGUGAAAUCCCUGAGCUGUUUCCUUCCUCUCUGGCAACUGAGUUAGGAAGGACGCCUGUAUCUUUGUAGUGACUGGGUGUAUUUGAUACACCAUCCAAAGUGUAAUUAAUAACUUCACAAUGCUCAAAGGGAUAUUCAAUUUCUUUAUUUUUUUGCCCAUCUACCAAUAGGUGCCCUUAUUUGCGAGGAAAACCUCCCUGGUCUUUGUGGUUGAAUCUGUGUUUGAAAUUCACAGCUCGACUGGACCUUACAGAUAAUUGUAUGUGUGUAGUCAUUCAAAAAUUAUGUUAAACACUAUCAUUGCACACAGAGUGAGUCCAUGCAACUUAUUAUGUGAUUUAAGCACAUUUUUACUCCUGAACUUAUUUAGGCUUGACAUAACAAAGGGGUUAAAUACUUAUUGACUCAAGACAUUUCAGCUUUUUGUUUUUAAUUCAUUUGUAACAAUGUCUAAAAACAUAGUUCCACUUUGACAUUAUGGGGUAUUUUGUGUAGGCCAGUGACACAAUCUCAAUGUAAUACAUUUUAAAUUCAGCAUGGAGGACAACAAAGUGUGGUAAAAGUCAAGGGGUGUGAAUACUUUCUGAAAGCACUGUACAUAGUUCUAGACUGAUUUACGUUAGCCUGACGUGUUAUAUAGCAGGGUUUCUUACAUUACCCAACCUUAGAGAAACUACCAGACAGUAGGAUAGUACCUGUAAUUAUUUAAUUGUUGCAAAAGUAUGUAUACUGAACAAAAAUAUAAACGCAACAUGCAACAAUUUCAUUGAUUUUACUGAGUUACAGUUCAUAUGAGGAAAUCAGUCAAUUGAAAUAAAUUAGACCCUAAUCUGUGAAUUUCACACGACUGGGAAUGCAGAUGUGCAUCUGUUGGUCAUAGAUACUUUUUUUAAAAUGGGCCUCACAAUGGGCCUCAGGAUCUCGUCACUGUAUUUUUGUGCAUUCAAAUUGCCAUCGAUAAAAUGCAAUUGUGUUCGUUUUCCAUAGCUUAUGCCUGCUCAUACCAUAACCCCAACGCCAUCAUGGGACACUCUGUUCACAACGUUGACAUCAGCAUACCGCUGGCCCACACGAUGCCAUACACAUGGUUUGCGGUAUGAGGCCGGUUGGACAUACUGCCAAAUUCUCUAAAAAUGACGUUGGAGGCGGCUUAUGGUAGAGAAAUGAACAUUGAAUUCUCUUUCUGAGAUCUUUUAUUUCAGCUCAUGAAACAUGGGACCACACUUUACAUGUUGCGUUUAUAUUUUUGUUCAGUGUAAUUGGAGUACAAUACAACUGUUUAACCCUUGUGAAAAAUGUAGUUUCCCUGCAGAAAUGUCUAGGGUCUAUAUAAAGUGCUGUGAAAGUUGUUGAUCCUCAUUCAGUCUGUACUGUGCGUGCUUUGUGUGUGGUCUCCCUCCAGCCCAGGCUGUAUGUACAUGUAAGGAGCCGUGCUCUGGGUUCAGUGCUGACCUCUGAGAGUGUCCAGGAUGACUUGUCCCUGGCCAGAGUGUCCCUGUCCCCGGCCUGUUCUCUGGACACCCAGCGCUGGCUCUUCACCGGAGGGCUGCUCUGCUGCAAG